AUGAGCUGGUAUGAGAUUGUCACUGUCAAGCAAAGCAACAUCAGAGCUCAUGGCCACCGACCUCUUCCUCGACGGCAUAGCAAUUGCAACAUCCUAGAUGACUCACGGCGUCCACUACUCGAAAUCGUCAACUUUCCUCACAAACCCUAUGGUCGACAUGCUAGGCCUAGAUCUCCCGUACCUCACAAACACCGUACCAACAUCCAUAUUGAACUCUCCGACCCUCCACGACCUGUGCGCCACCAUGAUCGCCCACAAUUCGUGCGCCGCCGCUCAAUCAGUAACCCUCCCCCAGUCAAGAAGGAAACUCCAACCGUCAACAUCAUUUCCCACUCCGCCUCCGCUUUGAAUAGCCGAGAUGUCAAAGACAGGACCUACGCCGAGGGACGCUUAGACCAGGCCUUAAAGUUCGUGCCCACGGACGCCUACUACCUGUACACGAUCAACUGCGUACACAUGAAACCACCGCCCCAGCACAUCUGCGAUUCUUUCACGGGAACGGCCGAGAUCGUGAAGCGUUCGGUCAUGAACGAUCCCAGGGCCAAAAAUGCCGUGGAAAAAGCAGUCCACGACAUCGUGGAUGCACUCAAGAGGGGUCACUCCAAAGUCUGGCUCGAGUCACGCUGUGUCAUGGGUACACAUCGUAGCGUAGCAAUUGCAGAGGUCAUCGGCGAGGAAAUCGAUUCGAUGGGUGUGAAUGUUAUGGUGCAGCAUCCGCAUAUCAGAGAUGCCGAUUGGCAAAGGCGACGUGGCUGA
This is a messenger RNA of Aaosphaeria arxii CBS 175.79, 756 nucleotides long. RefSeq lists its product as uncharacterized. The coding region runs from base 1 to 756 and encodes 251 amino acids. Lineage: Eukaryota; Fungi; Ascomycota; Dothideomycetes; Pleosporales. The transcript has 2 exons. The record is from RefSeq and is a predicted model, not a curated record.